AUGUCGCUGGCGAAGAGGCGGCCGCCUAGGUUCGUCGUCCAGCUUCACGACCGCAACAUCAGCUUCGUCAAGUCGAAGGACGAGCCGGCGGAGAAGCGCGACGAAAUCGAGUACUUCAAGGAUGGCAGGCUGCAUACGGCCAAGCGCGACCCGCAGGCUGCGGAGGACGCCAACGCGCCCUUCAAGAACGCAGUGGCGCUCAUCGAGACCCUGCAGGGGAGCGACGCGUUCGGCGUCGACCGGCUGCCCAACGCCAAGCACAACGAGCAGUUCGACAAGAUGGCGGGCGGGCUGUUCAACCCGGGCAUCAACAUAUGCUUCAUGAACGUCAUCCUGCAGGUGCUCACGCACUCGCCCUACCUCGCGCCGGCCAUGAUGAGGGCCGCCCACUCCAGGGUCUGCCCGAACGCGAAACGCAAAAUCGUGUGCGUCACAUGCGUGCUGGAGGCGCACGUCAAGCAGGCGCUGGGCAACCGCGUGGCUAAGAAGAACCCGUACGUGCACCUGGUCCAGAGGCUCAUUUGGAAGCAGUACCAGCUGGGCCGCCAGGAGGACGCGUUCAUCUUCCUGAAGCACCUGCUCGACGCGCUCAUCAAGGGGUGCUACGGGUCGCGCUACUCCAACAGCACCGCCACCAUGGUGCCGCAGAACGACGCCAUGCGGAGCUUCAUCGGCCGGAUCUUCGGCGGGUUCCUGAAGAACGUGCUCAUGUGCUCCCACUGCCACUACAGGUCGGAAAAGCUCGAGACCUGUUUCGACAUCUCCGUGGACAUUUACCGGGCGAACAACCUGGCGGAUCUACUCACGGCGUUCGUCAAGGAGGAGACCCUGGACCACAACAACAGGUACAACUGCCCCAAAUGCAAGCGGCACCAAAAGGCCACGAAGGCGAUGUCGAUUUACCGCGCCCCCAAGAUCAUGAACGUAGUGCUCAAGAGGUUCGGAAUGGGCGCCACCGGGUGCGAAAAGUCGAAGAAGGAGGUCUCGUUCCCGCUGAGCUUCUCCAUGUCUAUACACACGUCAAAGCAGUCGAAGCCAGUUUGGCUAACCUACGACCUUUACGCAGUAGUCUGCCAUCUCGGCAGGUCGCUGCACAUGGGCCACUACAUCGCGUUCGUGCGGGGGCAGCACGGGUUCUGGAGCUGCUUCAACGACGCCUCGGUCUCCACCGUCUCCCAGGAGGCGGUGCUGGGCCUCAGGCAAGAGGCCUACCUGCUGUUCUACGCAGUCAACGACGAGUGCGCGCAGAUAUGUGACCUGCUGACCAACGACAAGGCGGUCACGAACACCUUCACCACCAAACAAGUGCCCGUCAAUCGCAACCUGCAGACCACCACUGCGCAUUACCGGAACGACGUCCUGCGCGAGGACUCGCUCGCCGACGACGCAGAAACGGACAAUUGGCCCAAAUGGCCAUUGUACGAGUCGGUCAAGCGCAAGCAACCCGCCGAGCAGCAGUACAAGGUUUCGCUUAUGUCGCCAUCAAGCGGCACAAGCACAGACUCCGCGGAGGAAACCGUCGAAUCAAACCCCGAAUCUCACAAUGAGCUAGAUACGUCGCCAAAGGUCGAGAAUCCGCAAAUGGACUCGCUAAGGGUCGUGAAACGCUUUGUGACGAGACGGGUACACGGCCACCGACUGAAACUUAUCGGGCUUUUCAAGCAAUACCAGGUGUCUCAGGAUGUCAUCAGGGACAUCAUGCGCAUCAAAGAGCAACUAAAGGGGCGCCGUGGCGCGGCGGCUGACGAGGAACCGCAGAAACAGCAAGUGCGGGAAAGCGACGACGAAACGCAUUUGAGGCCGCUAGACACGGCGGCGGACAGCGACGUCGACACAUGGUCAGACGCGGACCCAGGCGACGCCUACCACCAACUCAAGAGCAGCAUACACCCAGAGCUACCCAAGAGAUCACAGGAGGACGUGGACUACGACCGCGGGAAGCUCAAGAAGGUCAGGAGCGCCCCGCAGCCGCCCUUGGGAGGCGUGCAGUACGUCACACACAACUCCGGAACCAAGAUUGCAGUGCACCAGAAGGACGCGUUCGACAGCGCGCUGGGCAACCGCGCGCGAAAACGACGCCACGCGGGCAACAAGCGACGCAGGUCUCGCAACCGCAGGUGA
Messenger RNA from Babesia bigemina, 2121 nucleotides. RefSeq names its product ubiquitin carboxyl-terminal hydrolase family protein, putative. The transcript has a single exon. NCBI's taxonomy places the organism in Eukaryota, Apicomplexa, Aconoidasida, Piroplasmida, Babesiidae. Gene Ontology annotation, biological process: protein deubiquitination. Gene Ontology annotation, cellular component: nucleus; cytosol. The record is from RefSeq and is a predicted model, not a curated record. Gene Ontology annotation, molecular function: cysteine-type deubiquitinase activity; cysteine-type endopeptidase activity. The coding region runs from base 1 to 2121 and encodes 706 amino acids.